CUGAUCUAUGCCCACGAUACGUGCCGAGUGAUAGAGUGCCUGACGAGUCUUCCAAAAGGCACUAUUCGAUCGUUGUUAUUCGAUGAAUUAUGCCCGGAAAUUGUGCGAAUGAGCAAAUCGAAAUAUGCGAGAUUCUUUGUGACGAAGAUGCUCAAAAAUGGAUCCGCAGCACAGCGGAAUAUAAUAAUCAACGCAUUUCGUGGUCAUUGUGUAUCACUGAUGCGUAUUCAGUGGGCCGCUGAAGUGCUCGAAACAGCUUACAACGACUACGCAAACGCAGAGCAACGUUCGAAUAUUGUCUCUGAAUUCUACGGGAAAGAGUACCUCUUAUUUAAGGUAGUUGGCAUUCGCAUAGGUUAUUGUUUAUUUCAGGACGAAAGUUUGAAAGUGGUGACUUUGAAGGAUAUACUGGAAAAAGAUCCAGCUAAGAAAGCAGUUAUAAUUAAGAAUUUGGAAGAGCUCUUGAAAGAUAUUGUGCCGAAGUAA
Molecule: messenger RNA, 486 nt
Organism: Anisakis simplex (herring worm)
Lineage: Eukaryota; Metazoa; Nematoda; Chromadorea; Rhabditida; Anisakidae
Source: the annotation of a GenBank genome assembly